Molecule: messenger RNA, 11178 nt
Organism: Clupea harengus (Atlantic herring)
Lineage: Eukaryota; Metazoa; Chordata; Actinopteri; Clupeiformes; Clupeidae
Gene: csmd3b
Product: CUB and Sushi multiple domains 3b
Exons: 61
Coding region: 99-9836 (3245 amino acids)
Source: RefSeq, a predicted model, not a curated record
GAGGGGUAGCCUAUCACAUCAGGUCGACGGAAAUCUUUAACAUUUUCAAGAGAGGAUGUAUUAAACGUGGUCCAGUGGACUUUUUACUAGCUAAGAAAAUGAGGAUUAAAACUGGAGUUAUAUUUUGGAAUCUCGUAUUUUUUAUGAUGGUCACGUGUGUGCGAGGUUUCAUAUAUACGUGCGGUGGGACUUUGAAAGGAAGGAAUGGGACCAUUGAAAGCCCCGGUUUUCCAUAUGGAUAUCCCAACGGGGCUAACUGCACGUGGGUCAUCGUAGUGGAAGAGGGCAACCGCAUUCAAAUAGUCUUUCAGUCAUUUGCGGUGGAGGAGGAAUAUGACUUUUUAUCGCUCUACGAUGGGCAUCCUCAUCCAGCCAACUUCAGGACGAGGAUAACAGGUUUUCAAAUGCCGCCUCCAGUCACCAGCACGGGUUCCGUCUUCUCCCUGCGCCUCACCAGUGACUUUGCCGUCAGUGCGCACGGCUUCAAAAUUUACUACGAAGAGUUGCAGAACAGUGCCUGUGGGAACCCGGGCGUCCCUCCGAAAGGCAUCCUGUCUGGCACGCGCUUCAACGUGGGGGACAAGAUCCGCUACAGCUGCGUGACGGGCUACGUGCUGGACGGCCACCCCCAGCUCACCUGCAUCACCAACAACGCCAACAUGGCCGUGUGGGACUUCCCCGUGCCCAUCUGCCGAGCUGAGGACACAUGUGGUGAUACUCUGAGGGGUUCAAGUGGCAUCAUAUCAAGUCCCAAUUUCCCGAGUGAAUAUUACAAUAAUGCGGACUGUACGUGGACCAUACUUGCUGAUCCGGGAGACACCAUUUCCGUCAUUUUUACAGACUUCCAGACGGAGGAAAAGUACGAUUUCUUGGAGGUGGAAGGGUCGGAGCCGCCGACAAUUUGGUUAUCGGGGAUGAAUGUCCCGUCACCCAUUGUCAGCAACAAGAACUGGCUGAGGCUACACUUUGUAACCGACAGCAACCACCGAUACAAAGGCUUUAGUGGCCAUUAUCAAGUGAAAAGGUCCGUAGAUUUUAAAUCUAGAGGAGUAAAAUUAUUCCCAGGCAAAGACAACAGCAACAAGUUUUCUAUCUUGAACGAGGGCGGCAUCAAACAGGCGUCCAACUCCUGCCCGGACCCCGGGGAGCCUGACAACGGCAAGCGCAUCGGCUCCGACUUCAGUAUCGGGGCUACAUCUCAGUUCACCUGUGACGAGGAUCACGUCCUCCAGGGCUCCAAGACCAUCACCUGUCAGCGGGUGGCGGAAGUGUUCGCAGCGUGGAGCGACCACCGGCCUGUCUGCAGAGAGAAAACGUGUGGCUCCAAUCUUCAGGGUCCCUCCGGUACUUUCACAUCACCAAAUUUCCCCAUCCAGUAUGACAGUAACUCCCAGUGCGUUUGGAUCAUCACCGCCAGUAACCCCAAUAAGGUAAUACAGAUUAACUUUGAGGAGUUUGACAUGGAGAUCGCCUACGACACGCUAACCAUCGGCGAUGGAGGGGAAGUCGGUGACCCAGCCACCGUGCUUCAAGUUCUGUCAGGCAGCUUCGUUCCCGACCUCAUCGUCAGCAUGACCCACCAGAUGUGGCUGCACCUCCAGUCGGACGAGAGCGUGGGAUCCAUCGGCUUCAAGAUCAACUACAAAGAAAUCGACAAGGAGAGCUGUGGAGACCCGGGGACGCCUCUGUAUGGCAUCAGGGAGGGCGACGGCUUCCUCAACGGGAAUGUGCUUCGCUUCGAGUGCCAGUUUGGCUUCGAGCUGAUUGGUGAGAGGACCAUCUCCUGCCAGGACAACAACCAAUGGUCUGCCAACGUCCCCAUGUGCAUCUUUCCUUGCCUGUCAAACUUCACCGCCCCAACGGGGACAGUGCUGUCCCCGGAUUACCCAGAAGGCUACGGCAAGAACCUCAACUGCGUCUGGCUGAUCCUGUCCGAGCCGGGCAGCCGUAUCCACCUAGCCUUCAACGACUUCGACCUUGAGGCACCCUACGAUUUCCUGACAGUGAAGGACGGCGAGUUCCUGGACUCCCCCAUCCUCGGGCGCUUCUCAGGAGCGGAGGUGGUCUCGCACCUCACCAGCAACACCAACAUCCUCAGGCUGGAGUUCCAGGCCGACCACUCGAUGUCCGGCAGAGGGUUCAACAUCACAUACACAACUUUCGGCCACAACGAGUGCCCAGACCCCGGCAGCCCGCUGAACGCCCGCCGCUUUGGCGACAACUUUCAGCUGGGCAGCUCCAUCUCAGUGAUCUGCGAUGAGGGCUUCAUCAAGACACAGGGUGCCGAGACCAUCACCUGCGAGCUGGCCAACAGCAAGGUCAUGUGGAGCGGGCCCAUUCCCAAAUGUGAAGCCCCAUGCGGCGGCCAUUUCUCGGCUCCCAGCGGGGUGAUCCUGUCUCCGGGGUGGCCGGGCUACUACAAGGACUCGCUGAGCUGCGAGUGGGUGAUCGAGGCUGAGGUGGGCCGCUCCAUCAAGAUCACCUUUGACAAAUUUCAGACGGAGAUCAAUUACGAUUUCCUGGAGCUGCACGACGGCCCCAAUCUGCUGUCUCCGCUGAUUGGCUCCUUUAACGGCAGCCAGGUCCCUCAGUUCCUGUUCAGCACCGCUAAUCACCUGUACAUGCUCUUCACCACUGACAACAGCCGCUCCGACAGCGGCUUCAAGAUCCUCUAUGAGAGCGUCACUGUGGACACCUAUUCCUGCCUCGACCCUGGCAUCCCUGUGAAUGGCCUGCGCUACGGCCAGGACUUCUCCAUCGGCUCCACGGUGUCAUUCGGCUGCGACCCAGGCUACCGGCUGAGCCACGAAGAACCACUGGUGUGUGAGAAAAACCACUGGUGGAGCCACCCUCUCCCCACCUGCGACGCUCUGUGUGGGGGUGACGUGCGUGGCCCUGGCGGCACCAUCUUGUCCCCAGGGUACCCCGAGAUGUACCCCAGCUCCCUGAACUGCACCUGGACUGUGGAGGUCAGCCAUGGCAAAGGCGUCCAAUUCACCUUCAUCACCUUCCACCUGGAGGACCACCACGACUACCUGCUGAUCACAGAGAAUGGCAGCUUCGUCCAGCCCCUGGCCCGCCUCACCGGCUCCGACAUGCCCACGCACAUCAACGCCGGCCUCUAUGGCAACUUCAAGGCCCAGCUACGCUUCAUCUCUGACUUCUCCAUCUCCUAUGCUGGGUUCAACAUCACCUUCUCAGAGUAUAACCUGGAGCCGUGUGAGGACCCCGGAGUGCCACCCUACGGCCGCCGCAACGGCUACAGCUUCGGCAUCGGGGACACGCUCACCUUCUCGUGCAAUGUGGGCUACCGGCUAGAGGGGGCGCUGGAGAUCAUCUGCCUGGGAGGGGGACGGCGCAUGUGGAGCGCACCUCUGCCAAGGUGUGUGGCUGAGUGUGGUUCAUCUGUCAUCAACAACGAGGGCAUCAUGUUGUCCCCGAACUACCCCAUGAACUACGACAACAACCAUGAGUGCAUCUACAGUAUUCAGGUUCAAGCAGGCAAAGGCAUCAACAUAUCGGCCAGGACUUUCCACUUGGCUCAGGGGGACAUUCUCAAGAUCUACGACGGCAAGGACAGCGGGGCUCAUGUGCUGGGGGCGUUCACCGGCUCAGCCAUGCUUGGCCUCACUCUCAUCAGCACCUCCAACCACCUCUGGCUGGAGUUCUUCUCCGACGACGAUGCCACGGGCGAGGGCUUCAAGCUGGUCUACUCCAGUUUUGAGCUUUCCCACUGCGACGAUCCAGGUGUGCCCCAGUUUGGCUACAAGGUCAACGACCAGGGCCACUUCUCCGGCAGCACCAUCACCUACAAGUGCAACCCUGGCUACACCCUGCACGGCAGCAGCGUGCUCAAGUGCAUGACGGGCGAGAGACGCACCUGGGACAACCCGCUGCCCUCCUGCAUAGCUGAAUGUGGGGGUCGAUUCAAAGGAGAGUCUACUGGCCGCAUCCUGUCGCCCGGAUACCCGUUUCCCUACGACAACAACCUCCGUUGCACCUGGACUAUUGAAGUCGACACGGGCAACAUCGUCAGUGUACAGUUCCUGGCCUUUGAUACAGAAGCCUCCCACGACAUCCUGAAGGUCUGGGACGGUGCCCCCGAGAACGAGAUGUCCUUGCGGGAGGUGAGCGGCUCCCUCCUGCCCGAAGGCAUCCACAGCACCCUCAACAUGGUCACCAUCCAGUUUGAGACCGACUUCUACAUCAGCAAGUCCGGUUUCGCCAUCGAGUUCUCAAGCUCAGUGGCCACAGCCUGCAGGGAUGCCGGCGUUCCGAUGAACGGGAGCCGGAACGGAGACGGCAGGGAGCCAGGAGACACGGUGACCUUUCAGUGCGACCCGGGCUACGAGCUGCAGGGGGAGAUGAAGAUCACCUGCAUCCAGGUGGAAAACCGCUACUAUUGGCAGCCCAGCCCGCCCGUCUGCAUAGCUCCUUGUGGGGGUAACCUCACCGGCUCCUCAGGGUUCAUCUUGUCCCCAAACUACCCGCACCCGUACCCACACAGCAAAGACUGCGACUGGUUGAUAGCGGUCAACACGGAUUACGUCCUGUCACUGGCAUUCAUCAGCUUCAGCAUCGAACCCAACUACGACUUCGUCUACAUCUACGACGGGCCGGACAGCAACAGCCCGCUUAUCGGCAGCUUCCAGGACAGCAAGCUGCCCGAGCGCAUCGAGAGCAGCUCCUACACCAUGUACCUGGCCUUCCGCAGUGAUGGCUCCGUCAGCUACGCCGGCUUUCACCUCGAGUACAAAGCCAAGCUGCGGGAGUCUUGCUUUGACCCGGGCAACGUCAUGAACGGCACCCGCCUGGGCAGCGACUACAAGCUGGGCUCCACGGUGACGUUCUACUGCGAGGCGGGCUACGUGCUGCAGGGCUACUCCACCCUCACUUGCAUCAUGGGCGACGACGGCAGGCCCGGGUGGAACAGAGUGCUCCCCAGCUGCCAAGCCCCUUGUGGUAGCCGGUCCACUGGUAACGAGGGCACCGUCCUGUCACCAAACUUUCCCCGGAACUACACGUCAGGCCAUAGCUGUGUGUACGCCAUUUCUGUGCCGAGGGAGUUUGUCUUGUUUGGACAGUUUGUGUUGUUCCAGACCUCCCUCAACGACGUGGUGGACAUCUAUGAUGGACCCACUCAGCAGUCGCCCCUGCUCUCCUCACUGUCUGGCUCACACUCAGGGGAGUCUCUUCCGUUGAGCACAGGUAACCAGAUCACUGUCAAGUUCACCACCGUUGGCCCGGAGACUGCCAAAGGAUUUCACUUUGUUUACCAAGCGGUGCCACGGACGAGUGCCACCCAGUGCAGCUCGGUGCCCGAGCCACGCUUCGGCAGGCGCAUCGGAAACGACUUCGCUGUGGGUGCGUCCGUGACAUUUGAAUGUAACCCAGGCUACACCCUCCACGGUUCCUCAGCCAUCCGGUGUGAAGCGGUGCGCGACGCCCUGGCACAGUGGAAUGACUCCUUGCCUACGUGUGUCGUGCCAUGCGGAGGGGUGCUAACAGCGCGCAAGGGUACCAUUCUGUCCCCGGGUUACCCAGAGCCCUACGACAACAACGUGAAUUGUGUGUGGAAGGUCUCGGUGCCUGAGGGGGCUGGAAUCCAAAUCCAGGUUGUGAGUUUUGCCACCGAGCAUAACUGGGACUCCUUGGAGUUUUACGACGGUCCAGACAGUAACGCUCCAAGACUAGGAAGCUAUUCAGGAACAACCAUUCCCCCACUGCUGAACACCACCUCCAACAAUCUGUACCUCAACUUCAUCUCUGACAUCAGCGUGUCGGCAGCCGGUUUCCAUCUGGAGUACACAGCCAUUGGGUUGGAGUCAUGCCCAGAGCCUCAGACCCCCAACUACGGCAUCAAGCUAGGCGACCGCUACAUGGUGGGGGAUGUAGUUCAGUUUCAGUGUGAGCAAGGAUACUCUUUGCAGGGGAAUGCGUACAUCACGUGCAUGCCAGGCCCUGUGAGGAGAUGGAACUACCCAGUGCCACUCUGCCUAGCUCAAUGUGGCGGGUCCAUGAUCGAGGUCAGCGGUGUGAUUCUGAGCCCCGGGUUUCCUGGCAACUAUCCCAGCGGACUGGACUGCACCUGGACCGUCAAACUGCCCAUCGGCUUUGGCAUCCACCUGCAGUUCCUCAACUUCUCCACGGAGGCCAUACACGACUACCUGGAGGUGCGCAGUGGCCACGCAGAGACGGGCGCCAUCAUCGACCGCUUCAGCGGGCCCCAGGUGCCCUCGCCGUUCUUCAGCACCACGCACGAGACCAACUUCUUCUUCCACAGCGACUACUCCCAGAACAAGCCCGGCUUCCAGAUCACAUACCAGGCCUACCAGCUGCAGAGCUGCCCCGACCCACGGCCCUUCCAGAACGGCAUUGUGAUCGGCAACGACUUCAGUGUGGGCAUGACGGUGUCGUUCGAGUGCCUGGCGGGCUACUCUCUGAUCGGAGAGGCCUCUCUCACGUGCCUCCACGGGAUCAGCCGCAACUGGAACUUCCCUGUGCCACGAUGUGAAGCUCUCUGUGGAGGGAACAUCACCUCUAUGAACGGCACCGUCUUCUCACCGGGCCACCCCUCCGAGUACCCCAACUUUCAGGACUGCGUGUGGAACGUCAGGGUCCCUCCUGGCUACGGCAUCUUCAUCAACUUCACCACGCUCAGCACGGAGCCCAUCUACGACUACAUCACCGUUUGGGACGGCCCUGACCAGAGCUCACCCCAGAUUGGCCAGUUCAGUGGGAACACGGCGCUGGAGUCGGUCUACACCACGUCCAACCAGAUCCUCAUCAAGUUCCACAGCGACUUCAGUGGCAGCGGCUUCUUCGUGCUCAGUUACCAUGCUUACCAGCUGCGAGUUUGCCAGCCGCCUCCAGAGGUUGCCAACGCAGACACGCUAAUGGAAGAUAAUGACUUUGAGAUAGGUGAUAUCAUCCGCUACCGCUGUCACCCCGGCUUCACGCUAGUGGGCAGUGAGAUUCUGACGUGCCGUCUGGGGGAGCGACUGCAGAUGGAUGGCCCCCCUCCCACAUGUCAAGUGCAAUGCCCUGCCCACGAUGUGAGGUUCGACUCAAGCGGGGUGAUCCUGAGCCCGGGCUACCCUGACAGCUACCCCAACCUGCAGAUGUGCUCAUGGAGCAUAAACGUGGAGAAGGGCUACAACAUCACACUCUACUUUGAGUACUUCCAGACCGAGAAGGAGUUCGACGUCCUGGAAGUCUUUGACGGCCCCACCACUCACAGCCAGGUGCUGGCCUCUCUGAGCGGCGACAUCACCACGCCCUUCAACAUCACCACCACGGGCCACCAGCUGCUGCUGCGCUGGACGGCGGACCACGGCACCAACAAGCGAGGGUUCCGUAUCCGCUAUGUCGGUGAGUAUCAAACGCUGUACUGCAGCACGCCCGACUCCCCGCUGCACGGCUCCGUCAGCAGCCAGACCGGCGGCCACGUCAACAGCCAGGUGCGCUGGGCCUGCGACCGCGGCUACCGGCUGGUGGGCCAAGGCACGGGCGUCUGCAAGAAGACCACACACGGCUACUACGACUGGGACACACCCGUGCCCGCCUGCCAAGCGGUGUCCUGCGGAGCCCCCAAAGCGCCGCUGAACGGGGGCGUGCUGGCGGCCGACUACUCGGUGAGCACGCGCGUGACCUACUUCUGCAACGACGGCUACCGCUUGUCCUCCAAGGAGCUGACCAGCGCCGUGUGCCAGCCUGACGGCACCUGGAGCAACCACAACAAGAUCCCCCGCUGCUCAGUGGUGGUGUGUCCCAGCAUUGGCUCCUUCUCUCUGGAGCACGGGCGGUGGCGCAUCGUCAACGGCUCCCACUACGAGUACCGCACCAAGAUCAUCUUCACCUGCGACCCUGGCUACUACCGCCUGGGCCCGGCCAGCAUCCAGUGCCUGACCACCGGCGCCUGGAGCUGGAAGAACGACAGGCCACGCUGUGAGAUCAUCUCAUGCGGGCAGCUUCCCUCCUUGCCCAACGGGAAGAAGAUCGGCACACAGGCCACCUUCGGGGCGACGGGCAUCUUCACGUGCGACGUUGGCUACAUGCUGGUGGGCUCCACAGUGCGCGAGUGUCUGUCAUCGGGCCUGUGGAGCGGCACAGACACCCGCUGCCUGGCGGGCCACUGUGGGACCCCGGAGCAGAUAGUGAACGGUCAGGUGAUUGGGGAGAACUAUGGCUACAGGGAUACGGUGGUGUACCAGUGUAACCCGGGCUACCGCCUCAUCGGCUCCUCUGUGCGGAUCUGCUACCAGGACCACAACUGGUCAGGAGAGCUGCCCGUCUGCGUCCCUAUCAGCUGUGGCCACCCGGGCAGCCCCAUCUACGGUCGCACGGUGGGCAACGGCUUCAACCUGGACGACGCGGUGAGCUUCUCCUGCCACACGGGCUACGUGAUGGAGGGCCCGGCGCGCGCUCAGUGCCAGACCAACAGGCAGUGGAGCCAUCCGCCACCAACGUGUAAAGGUGGGGAAAAAAUGGUCAACUGUUCGGACCCGGGCAUCCCAGCCAACUCCAUCAGGCAGAGCAAGAUCGAGCACGGCAACUUCACCUUCGGGACGGUGGUGUUCUACGACUGCAACCCGGGCUACUACCUGUUCGGCUCAGCGGUCCUCAUGUGCCAGCCCACGGGCCAGUGGGACAAGCCUCUGCCCGAGUGCAUCGUGGUGGACUGUGGGCACCCGGGGUCUCCGCCCAACGGGCUGCUGGUCGGGGACAAGUUCACCUUCGGCUCCACGGUGCGCUACUCCUGCACGGGCGGCCGCAGGCUGAAGGGCGAUUCCUCGCGCACCUGCCAGCUUAGCAGCUACUGGAGCACACCUAUGCCCUUCUGCUCAGGUGACUCGUCGGGGACUUGUGGGGACCCCGGCACCCCGUCUCAUGGCGGCAGGAGCGAGAGUGACUUCCGCAUCCGCAGCAAGGUGCGCUUCAACUGUUCCGUGGGCUACACCCUGCACGGCUCCACCGAGAGGACCUGCUUCCCCAACGGCACCUGGUCUGGAUCGCAGCCCUCCUGCAGACCGGUGCAGUGUGGGAACCCAGGGACCCCGAGUAACGGACGGGUGUUCCGGCUGGACGGCACCACCUUCUCCCACUCGGUCAUCUACUCCUGCAUGGACGGCUACUUGCUGUCGGGCUCCACCACCCGAGAGUGCCUGGCCAACGGCUCCUGGUCUGGCAACGCCCCCAACUGCACCAUGAUCCACUGCGGUGACCCGGGUGUACCCGCCAACAGUGCCAGGCUCGGUGAGGACUUCACCAUCGGGCAGAAUGUCAGCUUUGUGUGCCAGCUGGGCUACGUGAUGGAGCCCGAGGGCUCUCCCGUCCGCACCUGCACGGGCAACGGCACCUGGAGCGGAGUCAUGCCCGCCUGCCGAGCCGUCACCUGCACCGCCCCAACUUCCAUCUCCAACGGCGUCCUGGAGGGCAGCGACUUUGAGUGGGGCACCAGCGUGAGCUACAGUUGCACCGCCGGCUACGAGCUCUCCUUCCCCGCCUACCUCACCUGCGUGGGCAACGGCACCUGGCAUGGCGAAGUCCCGCAGUGCCUGCCCAAGUUCUGCGGCGAUCCAGGCGUCCCUGCCCAUGGCUCGAGGGAGGGCCGGAGCUUCAUCUACCAAUCAGAGGUGUCCUUCAGCUGUAGCCCGCCCUACAUCCCAGUGGGCAGCACCACGCGUUUCUGCCAGGCUGAGGGCACGUGGAGUGGACUACAGCCUCGCUGCAUAGGUACGACCUUUGACCUUUUAACGACCACCUACCAUUGGGAUUCAUGGCAUUGUGUCAGUGACCUUAUAAUUUGUUUACGUAUUGGCUUUGUAGUCACUUAAAAAAGGCUCACUUAUACAUCAGAUCAUAGUCAAUCAAAAGUAAUAGUCCAAAUAAAAAGUUUCUAUCAAAACGUUUGAAUAGCAAUGAAAGUGACCAUGUAUAUUUCAAUGAUGAACUCAACUGAAUGCUUCCAAAGACCAGGGGAGGCCCAGAGGAAAAGUGUUGCCUCCUGAAAAAUAUCACACCCUCACUGGGAGCACAUGAUUGAUAGGUUUGUCAUCAGUCCAUGGUGAUGGAUAGAUGCUUCUACACCUGUAAGCACCACUUGAUGUAGGAGCUCCACAGAGACAUUUAGGACUGUUGAAAUGUCAUCUAAAUGUUUCAAUGUAAAUGCUACUAAAGCACCGUCUCCUAGUCAGAGUCUCUAGUCCCUACGGUGUGUGUCAGUACUGUCUGACAAGGCAUAUACCGGAGACUGAGCCGACAGGCUGACGAGAGUUUUGUAGUAAGCCAAUUUGACCUGCCUGAGUGCUGUUCAAACACACACUGUUUGUCUCCAAGACAACAACUUGGCUUUGUGAGCGUGGAUUUGUUGGUUCCUCUCAGUAGGAAUGCAUGAGCACACUUUACUUUACUUCUAAGGCAGAGUUCAGCUAAGUUCAAGGCCCUUUCUUUUAUGGGGAUAAAAAAUAAAAUGUGGAAUAUAAUACGGAAUAUGGAAAAAAGGAAAACAAAAAAAUGUGCAGCACCAAGGAUAUACUGCAAAUAACAGUGCUGUACUGUAGUUGCAAUCACCUUAUAUAAUAGAAGCACAGAAGAAGAAUCUAGACAGAAAUAUAGAAAAUAUAAAUGUAUCAACCAGGUAUUUACAGACAUUAAUCUACACAUUAACUCAAUUUCAGUUUAAAGGUGUGUGUAAUGAGUUUUGCUGUUGCCUACAUGCAUAUUAUACAUAUGAUGUCUUUAAUAUGGCAUUUGGAUAUAGUAGUCUGCCUCAAACAAACAAACAACCAAACACAUGGUCAUUUGUAACCAUGCCAACAAGUUAGGUCUGAACCCUGGCAUUUCACACCCUUGCAUACCCGCUCGAGGUUGGUGCGAAUGAAAAAGAAGGGCUGGUAUGUGUAGUCAUACUGGCAUACUGCUCAACCACUCAUGGGAAUUGAAUUGUGAGCAGACUAAAUGGCUAAAUGAGUUAGGACUCUAUCCCUCCAGGGCUCCAUCCCACUGACCGCGAUUCUUCCCCUAUUCUUCUGGCCUCACGGAGGGAGUGUGGCCGCCAGCGGUGCACACAUCGCCCAGACGAGGCCCAAUUAUGUCUCAGAGGCAGCUGAACUUCCUCACUCAGAGAAGAAACACACUCAGAGAAGAAACACACACUCAGAGAAAGAAACACACAUU